Molecule: messenger RNA, 1083 nt
Organism: Aegilops tauschii subsp. strangulata
Lineage: Eukaryota; Viridiplantae; Streptophyta; Magnoliopsida; Poales; Poaceae
Product: disease resistance protein PIK6-NP-like
Biological process (GO): defense response to other organism
Source: RefSeq, a predicted model, not a curated record
AUGGCAAUUGUUAGCAUUGCGGGCCUCUUGGCGAGCUAUAAAUCAUCAGAGAGCAAAGAUAUGUGGGAAAGAGUUCGCAGGUCGAUUGGUUCUCAGAUGGAGAGCCACCCAACCCUUGAGGGGAUGAAGCAGAUUGUUACUCUCAGCUAUAACCACCUGCACUAUUAUCUCAAGGGUUGCAUGAUGUACCUUAGUAUUUUCCCCGAGGAUUAUAUAUUCGCCAAGAAUCGGCUCUUGAAGAGAUGGAUCGCAGAAGGACUGGUUGCUGAGCGGGGUUUGACCUUAAUGGAGGUUGCAGAAGCCUACUACAACGAGUUGGUGAGUAGGAGCAUGAUUGAUCGGGCUGAUGAUAUAGUCACUAACUACGAUGGGAGGGAGGAGAGGUGCCGGGUACACGACAUGGUACUUGAGGUCAUGGUGUCCAAAUCCCUGGAGGCUAACUUUGCUAGCCUAGUAGGUGGCCCAUACGAAGGUAUGUCGUACGGUAGCAUUCGUCGCUUGGCCAUUCAUGGCGGAGAAGAUUUAGCACCCGUGGACCCUCCAUCCAAUAAAAUUGCAGCAUCACAUGAUAGGAAGAAUGGCAUUGAGGGGCUGAAGAUGGAGCAUGUCCGAUCACUGAGCAUGUUUGACCUCAAAGGUCAAAAACAGGUGCUUGAUCGUCUGGACGAGUUCAGCCUGCUCAGGGUACUUGAUCUGGAAGACUGCAUGGGCAUUGAAGACAAGCAUCUGAGGCAUGUCUGCCGGAUGUACCUGCUAAGGUUCUUGAGCAUGAAAGGUACAAAUAUCGGAAACAUGCCUGAAGAAGUCGGUGAGCUAGAGAAUUUAGAGACACUUGAUGUUCGUGAUACAAAGCUUACAGAUUUACCGGCAACUGUGUCAAAUCUAGAGAAACUGGAACACCUGCAAAUGUACCACAAGGAAUACAUUUACCAAAAGUCUUGGAUUGCACGCAGGGGCCUGGGUAGGAUGAAGGCACUGCGGAUGGCGAAUGCAGUAACUUUUGGAGGUGAUGCUGAUGCCGCAAAAGGGCUCGGUGAACUGCAACAGUUGAGAGAGUUACGUCUAAUCAUGGACGUCAAAUAA